Molecule: messenger RNA, 3863 nt
Organism: Periophthalmus magnuspinnatus
Lineage: Eukaryota; Metazoa; Chordata; Actinopteri; Gobiiformes; Gobiidae
Gene: lrrc59
Product: leucine rich repeat containing 59
Exons: 7
Coding region: 300-1277 (325 amino acids)
Molecular function (GO): protein binding
Source: RefSeq, a predicted model, not a curated record
AGUGACGUGGAUUUCCAUUCAACUCAGCGCUGCAGAUUCUCACACUUUUCCCAACAUUUUAUAUCUUUCUCAGCUCUAUUCCACCUUUAUUCUCCGUAUUUCGUCUCUCAAACUAUUUCACUUUUGUCCAUCUUUACUUUCAGACCCGUAAACUUCACAAAACGUCACAUUUUUCUCGUUUUUAAGCCGCUUCUGUCCAAAUCUGCGCUACAUCUGGUUCAUUCAAGUCUUUUUCCGCUCACGUAAAGUCUUUAAAUUAACUUAUUUUUUAUACGUUUCUUAUUUUUACGAGUAGAAUCAUGAGUAAAAACAAGUUAUUGAACAUUAAAGACAAAAUAGACGGAAAUGAAGUGGAUUUGAGCCUGUGUAACCUGACGGAAGUGCCAGUGAGGGAGCUGGCAGCUGUCCCUAAAGUCACUGUUGUGGAUUUGUCCUGCAACAACCUCACCAUGUUAACACCUGAGUUCUGUGGCCUGGUGCACCUGGUGAGGUUGGAGCUGAAUAAGAAUCGUCUGGAGUGUCUCCCUGAGGACUUCGGGAGCCUGGUGAACCUGCAGCACCUGGACCUGCUCGGAAACAGACUGACCGAGCUGCCGGUCAGCUUCUCCCAGCUCAGGAGCCUGAAGUGGUUGGACCUGAAGGACAAUCCUCUGGAGGCUGGUCUGGCCAAAGCAGCAGGAGACUGUCUGGACGAGAGGCAGUGCAAACAGUGUGCAGCCCGGGUGCUGCAGCACAUGAGAGGACUCCAGGAGGAAGUGGAGAAAAUCAGACAGAAGAAACUACAGAGAGAGAAGGAUCUGGAGAAAAAGCGUGAGGCGAAACAGAGGGAGCGUGAAGCGAGAGAGAGGGAGGUGAAGAAGAGAGAGAAGGCGGAGGAGAAAGAGCGACGCAGAGCAGAGUAUAACCAGCAGAUGGCAGCGCAGGCCGCGCAGGAGCAGCAGAAGAAGAGACAAGAGGAGAAGAAGAAGAAGAACGGGAAGGCUCCAGAUCAAAAGUCCUCCUCAGAUCCUCCCGCGAAACCAAAGCGCUCUGUUCUCUGGCUCCUCCUGAAGUUCCUGCUCCUGGUUUUCCUGGGAUUGUUCGCCACGGCCGCCGCGUGCCGCUUCUCAGACCUCAGAGACCAGCCCACGUGUCGAGAAAUCAACGUUUUACUCGACCAAAGUUUGUCCUGGGCCAAAGAUCAGAAGGUUCUAGUCCAAGAUCUGCUCCUCAACCUGUCGUCCAGCGCUAAAGAGUUCAUCGAAUCCACGCAGCAGCAGCUCACAGACAAAAACUAAACAAAAAGAAACACCUUAAAGGCCCGUAUUGCGCAAUUUUCUGAUCUGUUCUAAUGUUUCCUCAUCAAAAACAGACCUGGAGUUUUGUUUUUUUGUUUCAUUCACACAUGUUUAACACACAAACCUGCAGAUUUAGGAGUUCUUCUCUCAAACAGCCGUGGAAUCGCCAAACUUUGAACCAACAGCUAUUGUUUUAGCCUCAUUUAAACUGCUUCUCUUCUCAGUGCACCAGAACAUGUUAAAAAACUGGAGUAAACGUACAACAUGUUUUAAAAAGAGAACGACUUAUGGUUAUUCUAGUUUAUUGUGUCGUGAUUUUGUUCAACUGUGGCUUAAAGUAGCAGUUAACUUAAAAAAAAAAACACAACUCCGGGUCUGUUUUUGAGGAGGAAACCGCAUUAUAACACGACUUAAAUGCGUUCGAUAGUGGACCUUUUAAAGAAUCUUAUUUUUUUUUAUUGUCCUGAUUCCCGAAACACUGCAAAAAUCGUUCUACGGGAUUUAAAACGACGUCUCGGUGAGUUAAUCUUGAUUUGAAUCGUGAAAGAGUUUUAUGGAAAAUGAGCUCUAAUCAAACGCUGUGUGUGAUAUCGGUGAAAGAUCGAGAGGUUUAUGGCUGAAGCUGAUACAGAUUUUGUUUUUUUUGACCGAUAUAUAGGGACGAUUUUGAUUAUUUUCCCCUAAUUGUGUCAUUUAAAUUUACUACAAACUCACAAACCUUUGAGAGCCGUGUGUCACUAAGUAGUUUAGCCUUUUUUUUAACCAAUUUUAAGGCCAUUAAACGUUAAAUAUCGGUGUGAUAUAUUGAUUGGUUGAUAUAUCUGGCCGUCUAAUAUCGGCAUCAGUGUUGGUUCCAAGAUAUCGAUUCAGCCGAUAUCCCGUUUGACCCCAUUUAGUUGCCGUAAUCAGACUUGGAUGGUCCUGAGCUUUUCGUUUUGAACUUUUCUUUACUCAAGUCCGUGGCGCAGUUUCCUGAUGGACAGAAAACAACCGGAUCAUUUCUGUCAAACAUUAUUCAGGUUUUUUUUCAGCAGAUUCUAAAAAAACAAAACGUUAAUUAUGAAAAAGCAGAAUCGUGGCAUCUGUAAAAAAAUAUAAUCACAGACGAUGUCGUUUCUGCAAAUCGGAUUAAGGUGAUUUUUGCGACUGAUUUAAAAAACGUAAUUCGAAGUUUAAUGCUCAGUCGAUGGAAGAAAAAUCAGAAUUUGAUUUAAAAGUGAUUAUUAAAUGUUUAGAAAUGAGACGAUGGGGAACAAAUAUCAGUCAAAUAAUCAAGGGCGUGUUUGUUUUAACCAGGAGAGACCGAACUGUCGCCCAAAUGAUCGUAAACAGAUCAACUUUUUUCUUAUUUUUUGGCAAAUUUACGCAGAUAUAAGUACCGUGUUUUCCGAAAUAUAAGUCACACCAGCCAAAAAAUGCAUAAUAAUGAAGAAAAAAAAACACAAGACGCACUGGAGUAUGUCGCGUCUGAGUAUAAGUCGCACCUCUGGCCAAAUUAUGAAAAAAGUGCAACUUAUAGUCCAGAAAAUACAGUAAUUCUUCUACAAACUCAACGACGCACAGCUCGUUGUGACGCAGACGUAAAACGAAUGUUCCAGACUUUAAUGAAAGAUUCCCGUGGCUCAUUUUCACUGCGUCGUCCGAACGGCUCACUCUUUACAUUUGUGGCUCUUUGGUGAAUCGUUCGGGCGGCUCUGGUCCAAACUGCAGCUCGUCUCAAAUCAAGAUGGACGUCCCUGAAGCGUCGUUUUAGACCCGCGUGGAGAUGUUUGUCAGUGCGCCGUUUUUUUGAGGUUGUCAUGGGGAUGGAGGGAUGAUCAGAAAUUCCUAUGGAAUUGUGGCUCAGUCUGUUUUUAUAAAAUCGUGUUUGUAGAUUCAGAGCAUGUGUUUAUGACCAGCAGGGGGCGCACGGGGCAGACGGUUCUUUUAGAGUAAGGCCCAAAGCUACACAUGUAUUUUUAUAAACGCUCAGAUUCUCCUUUCAAAAAUGUUCAUGGCAGUUAUUAAAGCUGCACUAUGUAACUUUUCUGGUGGAGGUCCAUCUGUUUGUCGCCACGGAGAUGUUACCGCUUCGCUUGAAAUGUUCCGCAGUGUUAGUGUUGUUACGAUGCUAAAAAUUUCAAACGAUACGACGAGAUUUUUUUCAGCAUUAAACAGCGGCGCUUUCUCCUGCUCGUCUCCGUGGUGAUGUACGUGUUUAAUGCCAUACCGUGGAACACUCCAGGCACAGCGCUGACGUUUCCUUGGAGAUAAACACGUGGCUGACUUUAAACAGAAAAGUUACACAGUGCAGCUUUAAAUAACCGCUUGGACAAAACGAAAAUGUAAAAUAAAACGAUGAUGAAAUCUAUAUUUUUAAAAAACCUUCAAACAGUAUUUUUAAAUAACAUCACGGAGCUAAACCUUUUUUUUUUUUUUUUUUUUUUUUCUGCGGAAUAAACGAGCACCUUCUGAAUCUGUGCGAAUGUCAGUAUUUACCACAGAUCUGUACUUUGACUGUCCACAAGGGGGCGCUGGAAGCUGUGUCGUUUCCACUUUAAAUGUGCUUUUGGCUCAGCUUUAAUUUCAAUAAAUGUCUAUGCACUG